This is a messenger RNA of Parasteatoda tepidariorum (common house spider), 2220 nucleotides long. RefSeq lists its product as uncharacterized. The record is from RefSeq and is a predicted model, not a curated record. NCBI's taxonomy places the organism in Eukaryota, Metazoa, Arthropoda, Arachnida, Araneae, Theridiidae.
UUUUCCACUUUAACAAUAACCAUCAUUCGAAAUUCUUCAAAGUAGGGUGUCUGGUCGUUACCUUAUCAGUUGUGUUUUCAUCCUAUUCAAAAUUGACAAGCCUGUAUUUAACUAUUCAUUUGUAGUUGAAGCAGUUUUAUUAUGAUUUAUUUUUACUAUCACACCAGUUAUUCUCAUGGUUCAACAUCUGUUUGCUAUUGAACACGAACAUGCAUUGUUCAAAUCACUACAGCACUCGUCAAGAAUAAGAGAUCUUACCAUUCACUAUACUCAUUAUUUCUACUCCUACUUGACCACCCACCUUUAGCUGACCAUCUUAUCAGCUGUUAUUCAGACUGGUGCAGUUAACGGUACCACAGGUUCAAACAAUUGUCCGAAACAAAGUUAUAGUAGAUGUGUAGUGAAGUUGAUAAACUGGGUAUUCCACAGAGAAGAAAUAUUCAAACUGCUAAAUUGCGUUGUGGAAUUUGAAAGUUUGCUAUAAAAAGACUUGUGAAACAUAAGAUUUUUCUUUCUUAAAGCUAUGGCCGCACAGAAUAUGGCACCAUUACAGAAAAAAGAAGCUGAAUAUACAUUCAUUGGUUCAAUGGAUGCUCUCCCAUUGGGAAAUACUAAAUCAAAGCAUGUUAAAAGUGAAGAGGACGAGAAACAUACAGAAGAAAUGAUCAAGCUAGAAGAAGAGCUGGCGUUUUAUGAGGAGAGGAAUCUAAUUCAUCAUCAGGGCAUGAGAACAAUUACACAGAAAUUAUUUCAGGAUAUUUCAAGAAGAUGUAAUUUCAGAAAGAUGUUUGAUGUGUGCUUGGAAGUUUUGAGCAAAAUAAAUUCAAAGGAGAGCAUCACCUGUUCUCUUAAGCCUUUGCAUGAAAUCUGUCCAUCAAUCGACGAGAAGCCCACCGACAAGAUCACCGGGGUUGAUCUGAGGGCAAUGCUGCUUGCUGAGAAUAUUCAGGAAGGAAUUUUCAGGUUGUUUUCCAAUCUUCAAAGAUUGAAGCAGUUCCGCGUUGAGCAAGAGCAAAAGAUAGCCACAGUCACCUCUGAAAGAGAUUCUGCAAUUGAAAAAAACAUGUCCUUGCAGGAAGAGCUAUACAAUUUGAGUACAAGCCAUGCAGCUAUGGAUCAGGCUUUGAAAGCAUCAAUGGUAGAUAAGUUGCAACAUUUGAAGAUAGAGGGUUUGCAGGAAUCAUUGUUUGAAAGCUCUAUACAGAAUGGUGUUCUGAAGCUGUGCGAUCAGCUCAUACGUUUAUCUCAAAAAUGUGAUCUGCAAGAGAAGAAGAUUGCAGCAAUUUCUGAAGAGAGAGACAUUAUCGGACAAUCGCGUGAUUCUAUGGUGAUUGAAACGGGUAAUUUGAGCAAAACCUAUGAAUCUGAAAAGCAGUUCUCCGAUUAUUCAAAGAUUGAUAUUAUGUCUGAAGAAAUAAAAAAUCUACAUCUUGAACUGGAAAAAGAGCGUUCACGUGAGUGUCAUAAUUAUUGCAUUAACCAUUGUUUACGAGAGGAAAACGGAGCUAAUGAAAUCGAAAUCAAUUCGUUGGAGGAUGAAUUAUUCACAGAGAGGUUUCUGAACAAAGAAGAAACUAGUCGAAUGGAAAUAUUACAUCUGGAAAAAUCAAAUUCCGAAAAUUUAUCUGCAACGCGAUUGUGUUGUUUGGAUAAGAAGACUCAAAUUCUUUUAGAAAAGUCGCAUUCUUUCCAAGAACAUUUGGAAAAAAGAGCUGAUGAUCUGCUGAUGAUUGUGGACAAUUUUUUAGACAAGUUUAACGCACCUUCUUUUGAACAUACAGAUCUCGAAGAAAACACUGUGGUUGAGGAGAACUCUACGCUAGUAAAUAACGGUAGUUCAGAGGAUUUGAACAACAAUGAAAUCCUCACUUCUGAUUUGUUUCUAGAUAAAACGUCCCCUGAAGAAGUUCAUCUUGAAACUCCUCCUGGCUCUUUCCCCGAAAAUGCAGAAUCUUCUCCCGGAUUUAAAGAAACGGGAGAAGUUACAGAGAAUUUCAGGGAGGAAGAGUUAGUCAUGCUAAUCAAGCGUUUGCGUUUAUGUUAAUCAAGGUUGUCACUGAAAUGUAGGGAGACAAUGAAAUCUUAAGAAGAUUAAUGGUUAAUUUGGGAAGUUCUUAAAACAUUCAGAAUGGGCUGUAUUGUACAAGUGAUCACACUAAAAUCUAUCUCAAAUGUGUUCAAUCUAGCAAUGGAACUAUUAAUUAAAAUAUUUUGAAUUUA